CAUUAGUCACACGGUCUCUUGGAGCGUAAAGAAAGAGCUAAAACCAAACCAAUGUUUGAGUCAUUUUCUAUCACUCUCCACUCAACGCGCUUUCAUCGCUUCCCUCUCUAUCUCUCUCUCUAAACGCUGUCCUUAUUUAAAUAUCAUUCGGCCCCAUUCUCAUUUCUUACCUCUCUCUCUCUCUCUAUCUAUCUAUAAUCUAUUAUUGUACUUUCUCCUUCUAGAAGAAACUCUCUGCACUUUGCAUACUAUCUUCUCCUUCUCUUUGUGUUUUAGUUAUGGUGACUUCGGAGGGGCUAGCAAGCGUCGAACCUUGGUUGUAUCGACAAGGUUUCAACGUUGAUUCUUGGUUGCUUCACGAUACCUUCUCUCACGACAAUGAUCUGCUCGCCAAAGCUCUCCAUAACACCGUCUCAACACCACCACCACAUACUCUCCCUCCCUCCCUUUUCUACGAAUCCUAUAACCCUUCCUCAACUCACACACCUACCUCUAAUGUCUCUGGUGGAUCCAGUCAAGAAGUUGUUGGCGGAGGAGCUAAAAGGAAGCAUAACUGCAUCCUCACCGAAGGUAAAACCACGAAGCGCGGCCGCUCUCGCCCUUCCAAGAAACCUCAGACCACGUUCAUAACCGCAGAUCCUUCCAACUUCCGCCAGAUGGUUCAGCAAGUGACCGGCGCCAAGUACGUGGACGAUACUUCUUCCUCGGUGCUUUUCACUCCCAUCGUCAAGCCGGAGCCGCAUAGGCUCGUUAACAUACUUACUGGCGCGGUUCCAACGCUAGACACAUCAGCAUUUCUAACUAACCAUCACCAUGAGAAUCUCCUUGCCGGAAACACCUUUUCCGGUAGCGACGCCGUGGGGUUACCGCCGGAGAAAGCUAAUGCAAAGAGUGGUGGUUCAGCCGUGGAGUUUGAUCCUUACCCAACGUUUCCGACGCUCGAGUCGUGGAAAGUUAUGUGAUUCCUUCUAAGUUGCCUUGUAAUUUUUUUAACUACUAUGCAUCUCAUUAUGAAUGAUCUUUGUUCAUAUAUGUUGGUACUUAAUCUAUUUGACUUUAAAACUA
Molecule: messenger RNA, 1065 nt
Organism: Brassica napus (rape)
Lineage: Eukaryota; Viridiplantae; Streptophyta; Magnoliopsida; Brassicales; Brassicaceae
Product: calmodulin-binding protein 25-like
Exons: 1
Coding region: 279-962 (227 amino acids)
Biological process (GO): response to osmotic stress
Cellular component (GO): nucleus
Molecular function (GO): calmodulin binding
Source: RefSeq, a predicted model, not a curated record